AUGAUUAGACUAAAUUUCCACUGUUGUCUCAUUCCUAAUGCAAGACAGACCAAACCAGGCAGCAACCAUGGUUCUUUCAUCAUCCAAAAUCCCAGAGCUUCAAAAUUUUCUCAACGGGUUUCGGUCAAGCUUAAGGCAAUAAAAGGUGAGAUGAAUGGAGAAACAAGUGGAUCUUCAGGAGGUAGCUGGGACCCUGGGUUGGAAAUUGCAGUCCCUUUUGAACAGAGACCGGUAAACGAGUACUCAUCUCUGAAGGAUGGAGUCCUGUAUUCGUGGGGCGAACUGGGUCCUGGGUCAUUUUUCCUUCGCCUUGGAGGUCUAUGGUUGGCAGUGUUCACAGUGCUUGGAGCGCCAAUUGCAGCUGCAAGCUUUAAUCCUUCUAGCGAGCCUCUGAGAUUUAUACUAGCUGCUGGAACAGGAACACUCUUCAUUGUGUCUUUGAUUAUCUUAAGGAUUUAUCUGGGGUGGAGUUAUGUUGGCGAUAGACUUUUGUCUGCAGUCAUUCCUUAUGAAGAAAGUGGAUGGUAUGACGGACAGAUGUGGGUCAAGCCGCCUGAGAUCCUAGCUCGUGAUAGAUUGUUGGGCUCUUACAAGGUUAAACCAGUUGUUAAACUGCUGAAGCAAACUCUAGUGGGGACUGGAGCGUUACUUGUUACCGGAGUUAUGCUAUUUAUCUUUGCUACACCAGUGGAGAACUUUCUUCAUUCCACCUUUACCACGGAAGAAAACAAAUCGACCCCCCAAGUUACCAAGGUUAACAAGUUUAACUUAAGAAAGGAGGAGUUGCUUAAAUUGCCUGCAGAUGUGAAAGCCGAUGACAAUCUUGCAGCUGCUGCUGCAGAGGCUGCUGAUGGAAGACCAGUCUACUGCAGAGAUAGGUUUUAUCGAGCAUUAGCAGGAGGCCAGUACUGCAAAUGGGAGGAUCUGCUCAAGUAA
Messenger RNA from Lathyrus sativus (Indian pea), 936 nucleotides. Lineage: Eukaryota; Viridiplantae; Streptophyta; Magnoliopsida; Fabales; Fabaceae. The record is from the annotation of a GenBank genome assembly.